AUGGCAACUUUUCAUCAGAAUUCAAAAGAAGGUCGACCUCCGGACUCACCGGCAGGCCGGAAGCCCUCAAACCGGAAGUCAGGAUUGUCGCCGAUUAGAACAUGGCACACUAACCCCAACAAAUUCUCUUAUCUCAGCUCUAACCCCGAUCCGCUGGCCCAGAACCAGAACUUUAACAACGGCGCUUUCUUUGAAGUGGAGACAAGACUGGUACACGACCUAAACAAAAAUGUUCACGUUAGUGUAAAGAAGAAGUGUAAUAAGAUGGAAAAAAGUAGUUUGAAACAAAGUUUACCAAAGUUGCUUUGUCUCAAGAAGUCGCCCGUUCUUUUCAGUACAAGAGAUACAGCAAACCUAAACUCUCUCAAAACUUUAAACGUUAAUACAUUAGGAACGGACAACUGCCACAAGUAUCUAACAAAAAGUGCCUCUUGUUAUCUGGACAAUUUAAGUUCAGAGAACAAUCAAUGUGAUACAACUAACAUGUCGUCCCCUUUCCGUAGCAGUAGGUUAGAAAAUGCCAAGAAAAAUAGAAACAGCUUUCACCAAAACGUAGAGGAAGCUUUAAAUUCUUUGCUGUGGCAACCAUAUGAAUAUCAGGUUACUAGGAAUUCACAAUCGACUUCUCCAUUUAGCUCCUAUAGUAGUCCAUCGUCAUCUUACAACGACCUUGAUGAAAUCACAAAGAAUGAUGGUACUUCGGAGCAUUGCAGUUUUACAGACCUACAUCUUCCAACUUCAGCUUCAGAAAUGGUUAUUAACCUGCAAGCGGGCAACCUGACCGACCAAUCGCCGCGCGGUUCCCAGUCACAUGACCAGCACACAAUUCGUUCAACCAGUUGGCUGAGCGUAAGCGACGUAUUCAGUUUGACGGUGGAUGCCAGACAGCGCGGAGCGUGUAGUGAUUUCGCCGAAAGUGAUGUAAACAGUUAUUGUUGUGAUAUGCAAGUUAAUGUGCCGUUGAACUCUUCCAGUGUACCUCAAACCAACGUACUGCACAUCGCGGCCAGUGAAAAUGGGGUGAAUAAUAAUGCAUCGACUCAAAUUCAUAAUUCUAUGUUUCAAAAUAUUAACGAAACUAACCUGAGUUCCGCGAACGUUGUCGGCCUACCUAAUCAUGCUCGAUACUCGUCUGUUCCCGUGAGUACCAUUCAAUCAAGAUCUUCCACUAAUAAUAUCGUCCCUAAGCACUCGAGGAAUAUUUCAGAACCUUCGAAUCAGUUCUUCAAAUGUCAAAAUAACAAUAUAUUAACCCCGCAACCGGGGAGUUCUGUUCCUGUACAUUACAGGCACAGCACACAAGUGGAUCAUUCGAAUGUGCAACAAAUGAAUAAUUUCAGAAGUCAAUCAGUACCGAAAUGUGUGCCAAUACCCAGAUAUGAAAGUAGCAUUACUACUGCAACAAAUACAGUGCCUAGUACGCAAGUUAACAAUCCUAGAUUUACCCAGAAGAUCAACACUAACAAUGAUAUAAGCAAUGUUAAUGUCAAUUUUUAUAGGGCUGUACCGGUCAAUGUUAUCUCUUCAGUACCAACAAUUCACUGUUUAAACACUUUAAGCAAUGUGCAAGGAAAUGAGGUCUCUAACGUUCAGGUGUUACCACUCGGUAAUCCCAAUGUUAAUAACAGCAACUUGGUAACUUCAUCUACAAAUAAUUCACUUGUAGUAGGUACUACUCAAGUUAUACUGCAUAACACUCAAGGUAAUUCGAUCAACAACGAUAAAACGAAUUUCUUAAACCUUCAAACGUCAACUGUGAACGUUAGUACUGGUUGUACUAGUACAGCUACUAAUACGGUAACAAAUUUAUUUCCCCCUUCAGCAAAUAAUCAAGUGAUUGUUCAAAAUACGAGACCAGUCAAUUUUACAACUAUUCCGUUUGUAAACAAUACACAACAAGCAAAUACUAGUUUAAGAGCUAAUAUUCAAGUGGGUUCAAGUAGCCAAGUUCCUUUGAUAAAACCCAACAACGAAAACCGUACUUCCACCAGGACCUUUACUAGUACUGAGGCUCAAACAGAUGAGAUAUCCAUUCUUCCUCCAACUAACGAACAAACUUCUUCAGAUAGAGAACAGAGACGCAGAGAACGCCGUGAAAGACGUCAUCAACGCCGUAUAAACAACCGUCAAUCCGUUGACACUAGCACGCAGGUUAAUAAUCACAAUGACAGACUACCGGAUAUACUCAACAGUCAUCUACCGCCGCCAUAUACCACGUUAUCGAACGGUCAAAGUAUGAGCCCUGUGGUCAGCCCGAUGUCGCCGCUAAUGACUAAUUCCGCGAUAGUUCCGUCUCAAAUGAUGCCGCCCCCGCACGGCGCUGUUUUGCAGACGGUAGUUCCUAGUAACAUAGUGCCUACAAGUGGUUUCGUAUUUCAGGGUCCGCCACCUGUUGGACAAGUGCCACUUGUGCAAGGGCCGGCACCUGUGGCAGUGCCCGUGCCGCCGCCCACUGGAUUUAGGUUCCCGUUCCCCGCCAACGGAUUUAGAAGGGGCAGAUUCUCAGAAGACCCGCCAAAAGGAUGUUGUGGAAUCCUCACAUGGAAACCAGGCUCACUGCGGUGGUUCAUAGCCCUUAUUGCUUUAGUGGCCGUUUGCUGCGUUUUAGUCGGUACGGCCCUGGGUGCCAUGAGACCUUCCGGUAGAGAUCACCUAACCGUCUCACUGCUGAUGAUAGGUGUUGGUAUCGUCCUAGUAACAGUAAGCGGAGUAGCUUGGAGACUAACCUCCCACGACUCAUCAACUUGCAGAUCGAUGUUGGGCUUAGGCAGUACCGAAUCCGUCGAUGUGUGUACACGACGUUUCGUUCCACGACUUCCUCCGGCUUACGGUCGGCCACAUCAUCCCUACGCCGCCAUGAUGUAUCCAGAAUUCCAAUACAGGCCUCCGCCGCCUAGUUAUCAAGCUUCAAUGCAGGAGUAUCGGUUGCGAUUGUUACUUUUGGAGAGGGGGAAUACUCCUCAAAUACAAAGCGGGAUCCAUAAUGCUGUGUCACCACCGCCUACGUAUAGGAGUCAAUCUGGAAGUUUGUUGAGGGCUCCAGUCUCAGGUCGUCGAGACGCUACACAAUCGGAGUACAGCUGUCCGCCAUCUUACCGAUCUCAAAGUACGCGACCUGGAACUUUACAAUCAAACUCGGUACUUCACAGUAGAGAACAAUCUCUAAGCCUGUCCGAAUCCAACCAUGACGGCUCAAUGGUCAACGUAGUCAACAUCCUAGGUAGUACCGAGGAAGACAUCGCUUUGGACAACAUAACCUUAGAUUCGCUCAAGAUGGAACCUGAGCAUGACUUAAACCCUGUGAAAAUGUUACUAAAAGGAAGUUCUGGUGACUUCGAGGGAAGCAAAGACGGGAAUCUCGUCACCAUUGUACAAACUAGUGAUCAGAACCCAGUGAUUGUAACUGUUAGCGGUAGUUCACAAAUAGAUCAUAAUAGUUCUGUUCAAAUUACGGAGAUACCUUCUGAAAUGGAGAUCCUAGCACAUUUAUAG
Molecule: messenger RNA, 3492 nt
Organism: Psylliodes chrysocephalus
Lineage: Eukaryota; Metazoa; Arthropoda; Insecta; Coleoptera; Chrysomelidae
Source: the annotation of a GenBank genome assembly